Messenger RNA from Gryllus bimaculatus (two-spotted cricket), 507 nucleotides. NCBI's taxonomy places the organism in Eukaryota, Metazoa, Arthropoda, Insecta, Orthoptera, Gryllidae. The record is from the annotation of a GenBank genome assembly.
AUGUUUUACGACAAAAGGUUUUAUGCAGGAGGCGCGCCGCUCUCUCCGCUCGACGACAAGGCCAUGUCCGUCGUCAACCUCUUGGUCCUCCAGCGGCACGACUCUCAGCCGCCGCCGCCACCGCACCUCCCUCUGCGGCUGGACUUCCCCGAAGCCGGCGCGGUCCGGCCGGCGCGCGCUCGGCCGCAGCCGCCCCGGCACGAGUGGCGGUACGCGUGCCGCGUGUGCCGCAAGCCGUUCCGCACGCCCGCGCUGGUUGCGCGCCACAUGCGCACGCACACGGGCGAGCGGCCGUACGCGUGCGCCGAGUGCGGCUUCACCUUCAAGGAGAUGUCGCACCUGCGCGUGCACGCCCGCAAGCACGCGCUGCGCGGAGGCGGCGGCGCCGGAGGCGGCGGGCUGGCCCCGCGGAGGUGCGACGCGUGCGGGGGCGUGUUCCGGCGCGAGGAGCACUUCAAGCAGCACCGCUGCUGCGGACGGGCCCUGGCCGCGGUGCAUGGACGCUGA